Messenger RNA from Paraglomus occultum, 1254 nucleotides. NCBI's taxonomy places the organism in Eukaryota, Fungi, Glomeromycota, Glomeromycetes, Paraglomerales, Paraglomeraceae. The record is from the annotation of a GenBank genome assembly.
AUGGAUCCAUUUAGUAAGAAAGGAAUUACUCCUAAUGAUGUCUGUGAGUUGCUCGAUAAUGUUAGUAAUGCUCUCCCAAGUUGGACCCAUUGGAACGGUUACAAUAUACCUCCACCCAUUUUGGUCAUUGAUGAAGCAAACAAGUUUAGCCAACUUGAGCAAUUCGGAAGGGGGGGAAAUUCUUCUCAAAUCAAUUCUGGACUGGAUGUUUUGUAUAUACCACAUGCAACCCCAUAUGUUGUUGGGGAUUUGAGCAAGGAAGAAGCUGAAGAAUAUUUUGAAGUGCAAGUUCUUCCUCGAUAUGAAUGCAAAGAACUCAAAGGCAAAUUCGACCAUGUCCGUAAAAUGACAGGUACACGAAUGUUGAUUAUUGACAGAUAUGUUGGAGAAUACAAAAAUUAUGGUGGAAAGUUCAAAGAUAGCACAUUUUCAGUUUACAUAUCAAAAUAUGAUAAGUUGAAACGUGGCCUCUAUACUUAUACUGAGAGAUUGAGACAUUCAGAUAAGCCCAAUCCAGCACUUUGGAAGGAUUAUGAUUUAAUCAAAACUAUGGAAGCAAUAGUGAAGGCAGAGAAUCAGGGAUACAUUUUAGAAGAUGACUUGAUUAAAGAAAUUGGUUCUGGAAAAGUUGAUUCACUUGUAGAUUACAAUUUUUUGCACUGUCGACCAACCACACUAUUUGCCAAUGACAUCACUGACCCACCGGAUGAAGCAUCCCCCGAACCUACCUUAUCAGUAACAAUGUAUAAUCUCCAAGAUACAGAAUCUGUCGAACACAGGAAGGGAAACGGUCGCCCUUCAAAGAUUACACAAACAGUAUCUCGCGCUUUCGAACAACAUUUGCACCGAAACAUGCGCAUGGUCAGUUCACGGCCGAUAUGCGACGACGACAACAUGACUUACGCUCAAAGAGUGUUAACGGCAUGUGCCACUACAACACGGCAACUUGCUUCAAAGGUGCAAACAACACAACAAAUAUCUAUGCUCACUGAACAGCACAUUGAAGGACGGAAGGCGUGGGCGGAGGCACAUUUGCAAAUAAGGUCCAUCGGUGGCAUAAGAGCUCAUCCGACGCUUGCCCAAAUCGCGCCAGAAAGUGUUGGCACUGAGAAAUAUAUAGCAGCGGCACGCGCACAUGCUGUGCAGGAAUUCAUAGAAAGAUUCGGGGGAUAUACAAUUGAUAUGUAUGCAGGAACUAGUGCUUGCAACAAGAUAUUACAGUCAGGACAACCUCUCGUCCAUCUACUCGGAAAG